AUGAAGUCUGAGAAUAAAGUUAAACAUGUGAAGACAACCUCGACAACUGACACCAUGUGUGGCUACUACGGAAACUACUAUGGGGGCCGCGGCUAUGGAUGCUGUGGCUACGGAGGCCUGGGCUGUGGCUACGGCUCUUGCUAUGGCUGUGGUUUCCGCGGACUGGGCUGCGGCUAUGGCUGUGGCUAUGGCUGUGGCUAUGGAUGUGGCAGUGGCUAUGGCUCUGGCUUUGGAUGUGGCUAUGGAGGCCUGGGCUGUGGCUACAGAUAUGGCUCCCACUCUCUGUGUGGCUGUGGCUAUGGAUGUGGCAGUGGCAGUGGCUCUGGCUUUGGCUACUACUACUGA
This is a messenger RNA of Pteropus alecto (black flying fox), 345 nucleotides long. RefSeq names its product keratin-associated protein 6-1-like. Gene Ontology annotation, biological process: keratinization. Bases 1 to 345 code for a protein of 114 amino acids. NCBI's taxonomy places the organism in Eukaryota, Metazoa, Chordata, Mammalia, Chiroptera, Pteropodidae. The record is from RefSeq and is a predicted model, not a curated record. The transcript has 3 exons.